AUGGACAAUUGCAAAGGUGAGCAAUUUUAUUGCGAUUCUACACGUUUACCAUGAAAUUCCGGCAUUAGAGAGAGUAUUCAGGUUGCAUUCGCUCACCCAUUUUUCUCAUCUCCACCCUGCUGAUCCUUCUGACGACGCGACGAGUGGCGGCCGAUCAGCAACGUGAGCGCUUUUAUUUAUUCAUUUAUUUACGCACGCUAGGUACGUGAAAAAGCAGUAGGUUCCAGUGUUGAGCGGAAUUCCGUCUUCCGUCUUCCGGGAUUUUUUCUUCUUACCGUAAAAGAGUAAUAAAUAGCUUUUCACGAGCCAUUUACUAGCCACGAAGAACGCGAAUUUCCAAGGGCAGUGACCCAGAUCCAAAAUUUUUGUUGUUUAGUUAUUUUUUUCAAAAAAACCGGAGAAAAAGGUUCUGCAUUGAGGAUUUUUUGUUCCGUCUUGCGGCUGCCGUCUUCCUUGAGAACAAUUUUCUUCCGUCUUCCGUUUUCCGUGUCCCGUAAAAAAAUUUUCUUCCGUCUGCCGUCUGCCGUCUUCCAGAUUUCAAAAUUCAAUUUCCGCUCAACUCUGGUACGUUCGAUAGUUCUAAUUCAAAAUCCGAAUUUCUUGUUUCUCGCGCUCCACGUGGAUUUGUACAUGAGGAGGAUUCCUUGUUCACGCUUUCCUAGUUGUUCUUCUUCUGAUCCCUCAAUCGUCGUUUGGCUCUCUUCUCCUUUCUUCUAACAGACGUUCCUGAUCGUUCUCCCCCAAGCUUCGGGGGUCUUCCUUUACUUCUGCUUCAAGUCCAGCGUAUUUCCUACUUAUCAGCUUUAAUUGCAGCGGUUGACGUGUUGCCUGCUGAGCCGGCUCGAAUCAUGCUCCCGAUGAAAGCGGGCGAAAUACAAAAGAAGCCGUCGGAGGCAUUCGGCGCGUUUCCGGCCGGAAUGACAUAUUGCGGAAAGCACACUCUGGACAAGGCCAAAAUCGGAUCCGCAUUCACCGAUUCGGUACGUCGAUCGAUAAAUUGAUGAUUUGGUAUUUAAUUUAGUACGUUGCCGUUGCAGAACUUUGAAGUGUCGGUGGGUUGUCAGCCGAAUCCGACGCGAGUCGUCGUCUCGGACGCCGCUCAAAUGACCGACAAGACUGGAGAUUCUGUCAUUGGAAAGUGUUUGGGGUAGGUCGAACAGUUUUGGCGCCAAACACACUUAUCUAAACUUUUGCAGAACGCAAACGUGCGCCCGUCCGAAGGCUACAAUCGCUUCGGUUCAGCACGGUAACAAGGGCCCGACGACUCUGAACAUCAAUUACUUUGACGAGUACUCGGGUCCUUCGGUGUGCGACGGCGACGCCAAAAACGAAGUUUUGUUCGCCAACGAGGACGGCUGCACAGACCGCGACUACAAGAUUCCGGAGGCGUCGAUGUCGACCAACGCGAAGAUUUCGUCGGUGCCGAGAUGGCUGAAGGACGGCAAAGUGUACCGAUUGCAGCGGCCGUUCAAGCACCAUGGCAUCGGAAUUGUGAGCACAGCAGUUUCCAACCUUUUAUUUUAUUAAUCUAGUUGGAUUUUUGAAUGGCAAAAGUGUUCGUCAUUCUGUUGAAACAUGUUUAUUUUUUAGCCGUUCAAACCGGAAAUCGGCUGGACGAACAAGUUUGUGUCACUGCCGGCGCACAAGGAUCAAGUGUGGAAGUCGUGCUCGAACACUUGCGAUCGCGGACAAAUCACGCGGAUGACGAUGACGGCGACCGCGUGGAAAAUGGUCAUUUUCCUUGAUGCGAAGAGCACCGGGUUGGACGAUUGUUUUGAAAUUUUUAUGACGCGUCCAAAGUCUCGGAAAAACUGUCCAAAGUCGGCCGAAAUUUGCGUGAAAAAAACGGGGGUGCGCACAGCUGAAAUGACGGUUUUUGAAAAUUUGUUAAUUUCCUGAGGAUAUUUGAAAAUCUUCAAAUUUCUUGCGCAAAUUUUCUAAAAUUCCGUAGUUUUAGGCCCCCGUUUUUCACGAAAAUUUCGGCCGACUUUGGACAGAAAAAUCUGCGGUUUUUCCGGUUUUUCCGAGACAUUGGACGCGGUAUUAUGACUCACCACAAGAGCUCUCUAAAAUAAUUUCCCCCCAGUUAAGUCUUUAAACAAAACUUCGUUUGCAGUUUCAAAUUGUGCAUCGACGCGGACGAUCACUCGGACGCGAGCGCGAUUCCAAAGUGCAAAAAACUGUUUGAGAUUUACAUUCUGCCUCGGAGCGGAAUCGUCGUCUGGCCGAAAUCGGGCAGCGCGUCGCUCAUCGAACUGAGGCCGAAAGGACUGACGACGGGCACGUACGCGAUUGAGGUCGGAUACGGAGUCGAGGAUCCGGCCACGAAGAAGCACGCCGGAGAGGUGAGAUUUUGAAGAAAUCACUACAGAAACUAUUCCUAAAUGUUACCGUAACUUUUUUUUUAAACAUUAGGGAAUUGCAUAAAGUUUAGGAACACAAAAUCGUAGAAUUUUCAGUUCUACGUCGGCAACAUGUACCGCGAGGUCGUCGUCUCGGACACGUCGGGAUACUCGGCCGUCGACGCCUCGAAAGUGUCGUUGUUCUUUGACUCGGAGGAGAACAGUCUGCAGCAGCACGGCGGAAUUCACUCGAAGGUUUUUUGAGCUUUUUUCCGGCAUUUUUUGAGAAGACGUUGUUUUGAAACUGCAAAAAAUUGAAAUGUUGAGUAUUCUCAUCGUUCACUCACUUUCCAAAUGUCUGAUUUUUCGAGACGUCUUUAAAAUGUUUAAUUUCAGCAAAUCACCCAAGCGCACACGUACGUGUCGCCGGCGGUGUCGGACAAGAAAGGCAACAAGUUGGAAGACGGGAAACUGAACGCGGAGGGCCUCGCAAAGACCACCGAAGGCGGCGAGAAGAUUGCGGAGCCGCCGCUUACGCCGAUCGUGCCGGUGCCCCAGACGACGACCCAAGCACCGGCGCGCAUCAUUUCGAACGCCGCCUCGGGGGCGCUUCUGAUGCAGCUGGACACGAUGAACGACGCGGUUUACGUGGCGGGCAAGUGGUGGACGUGGGGAAUGUUCAUCGGAUUCUGCAUCGGAACCAUCCUCGGAUGCGCCAUCAUUGGAGUCAUCUUCUACUUUCUUCGACGCACCGUCUACGGAUUCUGGUGGGUGCUUUGUGUUCAAAAAGUGACGCGAAACGUCGCUUCAAGGGUUUUCUAUUAAUUUUCAACUUCUUUUAGGUACCGCGGAAUGUACAAACGUUACGGAUGCGACGCGUCGGGAACCACUGGCGGAAUCACGGGAGUCGGAUUCGGAAAGACGACGACCGGCGCCAUUACGAUCGCCGGGACCACGGGCGGAACCACGGGCGGAACCACGGCGGCCGGGACCACCGGAGGGACCACCGGAGGGACCACCGGAGGGACCACCGGAGGGACCACCACCGGAUCCGCAUCGACGAUUGCGAUGUGA
Messenger RNA from Caenorhabditis sp. 36 PRJEB53466, 3416 nucleotides. NCBI's taxonomy places the organism in Eukaryota, Metazoa, Nematoda, Chromadorea, Rhabditida, Rhabditidae. The record is from the annotation of a GenBank genome assembly.